AUGGGGAACGUGCAAUCGGAGCCGUCCGCUGGCGGUGGCUCCCGAAAACAGCAGGCCUCAGACUGCAGGCGGCCGUCCCUGGUGGAGCCCGAGGUGACCCCUUCCUCUCCAGCCAUGCGCCUGGCUCGAGGGCUGGGCGUCUGGUUCCCUGGCAGCUCCGCGCCCCCCGGCCUUCUGGUGCCCCCAGAGCCCCAGGCCUCACCCUCGCCCCUGACCUUAGAACUGCCCACACCAGCGGCGUCCUCUCCAGAAGUGCCGGCUGUGCCCGGGGUCUCCACACCACCCCCGCCCCCUGUGGGUACCCUGCUGUCCGCGCCGUCUAAGUGGCGGAAACUCCCGGGCACGCCGGUGCCCCGCAUCCGCGGCCUGCUGGAGGCCAGCCACUGCGGCCAAGGGGAUCCCGUGAGCCUACGGCCAAUCCCGGUGCUGCCGCGACAACUAUCGGAAAAGGACCCCGUUCCGAGGCCGCCCUCCCCAAUGCCGCCACCCCUCAAACCGUGGAAGCUGCCGCCACCGCCGCUACCGCUUUCCAACCGGCAACCCCUGGAUCGCAGCAUCAUUCCUGCUUUGGCCACUGUCACACCUUCCGCACCUGCCACAGUCCCCGCCGCCACCGCCACCGAAAGCCCUGCCUGGCCCUGCAGCGAGGGCCCGAUGGCCGGUGGCGGGACCCGCGGAGAGCCACCUGCCCAAGUGGAGGAAAGCGAAAAGACCGGGAACGCGAACUCCGAGUCUGGCCUGAACCUGCUUUGCAAAGUUGUCUUCAAGCCGGGCAGCCAACUGCCUGCCGGGGCACCCUCAGCCUCCUCGAGCCCCUCCAGCCCCUCCAGCCCCUCCAGCCCCUCGACCCCCUCAGUGGCCUCGGCCUCGCCCACGGGUGGAGCCAGCGGUGGGCUGGUCGCUGCCUCGGGGCCUGUCUCCUACGCCGAGGUCCUGAAGCAGAGGCCCCUGGCUCCUGGCACCUCACGUACGUUGGGAGAGGUCCCUCAGGGUGCACAAGAAACCGAGGGCGGUAAUGGAGAUGGCGAAGUGUGUCCCGGGCCUCCGUUGGGGCCUGCCGCCCACGCACGGACCCUACCGCCACCGCCCUACACUACCUUCCCAGGCUCGCAGCCCAAAUUCGACUGGUUGAGCCCUCCGGACGGCCCCGAACGCCACUUCCGCUUCAACGGGGCUGUCGGAGGCGUCGGGGUGCCCCGACGGCGAGCCGUGGCGCUCUCAGGGCCCUGGAGCUCCCCUCCACCUCCGCUGCGGCCGAUCUAUCCAGCUCCCGGGCCCCGCAGGCCCGCCCCUGCCCUACUGGCGCCGCCCAUGUUCAUCUUCCCGGCGCCCACCAAUGGCGAGCCCGUGCGCCCCGUGCGCCCCGUGCGCCCGGUGCGCCCGGUGCGCCCCGUGCCUCCGAGCCAGCCCGAGUUGCCGCCGCCGCCGCCCACGCCACCUGCCACGCCGUCGCCCGCGCCGCUGCCCCCACCGCAGCCACCAGCGCACCAGCCGAAGCCGCUGCCGGUGGUACCCCCACCCACCGCAAGUCCCGGCCCCGUGGAGUCAACCCUGGCUUCUGCCCCGGCUCCCGCGCUGCCACCUGUCUUGGCCACCGACCAGAUCCCGGUCUCCUCGGCCCCGGCUCCGGUCCCGGCCGCGGUCUCGGCCCCAGCCCCGAUUCCGGUCCCUGCCCUGGCUCUGGCUCCGGUCCCGGCCCCGGCUUCUGACCCAGCCCCAGCCCCAGCCCCGGCCCCAGCCCCGACCCCAACCCCGGCCCCGGCUCCAGGCCCAGCCCAGGCUCCUGACCCAGCCCCGGCGGCUCCGGACCCAGCCCCAGCCCCGGACCCAGCCACAGCCCCAGCUGCACUUGCAGCUGCAACUCCUCCCGCGGCCGAAACUUUGCCACCCACGCCCACAGCUGCGCCCGCUCCCAUCAAAACUCGCACGCGCAGGAACAAAGGUCCCCGUGCAGCCCGAGUUGUGACCCGCGAAGACAGCGCGCCUGGCGACGGUCCCCGGGAGCGGAAUGUGACAGUAGCGACCAACAGUGGCGGCGGUGGCGGGGCUGCACCGUCAGGGCCAGCCAGCAAGGCCUCUGUGCACCACUGGCCGCCUUUCCAGGUGCUCAACUCUUGUCCUUGCAAGUGUUACUGCCGCCACCAGGCACGCCAUCGCCGCCUGCCACGCAACGUAUCUGCAUGGCUGAGCACACCCACCAACCACCUGAGCGAGCCACCUUGGGUCGCCACCAUCAAGCUGGCAGGUUCCCUGGUAGCUGGGCUGGAGCACUACGACUUGCAGGCCACCCACUCCAACUGA
Ochotona curzoniae (black-lipped pika) is the source of this 2301-nucleotide messenger RNA. RefSeq names its product gametogenetin-like. The transcript is spliced from 2 exons. The coding region runs from base 1 to 2301 and encodes 766 amino acids. The record is from RefSeq and is a predicted model, not a curated record. Gene Ontology annotation, molecular function: ubiquitin protein ligase binding. Gene Ontology annotation, biological process: double-strand break repair; gamete generation. NCBI's taxonomy places the organism in Eukaryota, Metazoa, Chordata, Mammalia, Lagomorpha, Ochotonidae.